GUAACAUGGCUCAACAAAACCAACAUUACCAUUCCCAGACUGGCCACAGAUGUGACCUGUGAUGCACCAGGCGCACAAAAAGGUCAUCCUGUAAUCUCAGUGGACCUGCUGGCCUGCCAGCACAACUACCUGUCAAUCAUCCUCUACAUCCUCAUGACUUCGCUCAUCCUGAGCUUGCUCACCCUGUCCAUCUCCAGCCACCUCUUCCUGUGGGACGUCUGGUACAUCUACCACUUCUGCAGGGCCAAGCUCAAGGGCUACAACCGCCUAUACUCCCAGAGCUGUGUCUAUGAUGCAUUUGUCAUAUAUGAUAAAGAGGAUCCUGCUGUGUCGGAGUGGGUGAUGAAGGAAAUGUGUGUUCAUCUGGAGGACCGUGAAGACCACUGCCUUAGACUAUGUCUAGAGGAACGGGAUUGGAUCCCUGGAUGUCCCCUGAUCGACAACCUCUCCCAGAGCAUCCACAGGAGCAAAAGGACCGUGUUCAUUCUCACCAAAAAAUAUAUCAAAAGUGGCAACUUCAAGACAGCUUUCUACAUAGCCCACCAAAGGCUAAUGGAUGAAAAAAAUGACGUCAUAGUACAUCUCCUGGAGAAAGUACCUAGCAAUUCAAAGUACCUGAAACUGCGAAAAAGACUUUAUAAGCGGUCUGUGCUGGAGUGGCCAACAAACCCCCAAGCCCAGCCAUACUUCUGGUUUCAGCUGAGAAAUGUAUUAGCACUGAAGAUAGUGCACUGGUGA
This is a messenger RNA of Lates calcarifer (barramundi perch), 738 nucleotides long. RefSeq names its product toll-like receptor 7. The record is from RefSeq and is a predicted model, not a curated record. Gene Ontology annotation, cellular component: plasma membrane. NCBI's taxonomy places the organism in Eukaryota, Metazoa, Chordata, Actinopteri, Centropomidae. Gene Ontology annotation, biological process: canonical NF-kappaB signal transduction; toll-like receptor signaling pathway; positive regulation of interleukin-6 production. Gene Ontology annotation, molecular function: pattern recognition receptor activity.